AUGUUCUUGGUAUGUAAUGGGUUCUGGUUACAGCUGCUGCACUUAUUUGCAAUGUCGUCGAAAAAGAUUUGCAAGUUCUCUGGUUUCAGUGCUUUAACAACGAUUACUUCAAGGACAGUGAAAUCCAAAAUUAGUGGAACAAAAGAAAAAAAGAAAUUGGCUGCUGGUGAGCGAGAAGAAAUUGCUGAAAAACAUCUCAGCAGCAACGACUUGGCACGUGAUGAAAAGCCCGUUGAACCGGCUCGUGAUUCGAAGCCGUUAGAAUCAAAACGGUUAUCCUUAUUUCGUUGUUGA
Gongylonema pulchrum is the source of this 294-nucleotide messenger RNA. The record is from the annotation of a GenBank genome assembly. NCBI's taxonomy places the organism in Eukaryota, Metazoa, Nematoda, Chromadorea, Rhabditida, Gongylonematidae.